This is a messenger RNA of Pestalotiopsis fici W106-1, 1854 nucleotides long. RefSeq lists its product as uncharacterized. The record is from RefSeq and is a predicted model, not a curated record. Lineage: Eukaryota; Fungi; Ascomycota; Sordariomycetes; Amphisphaeriales; Sporocadaceae. Bases 1 to 1854 code for a protein of 617 amino acids. The transcript is spliced from 2 exons.
AUGGCAACAGGCUUCCGGUCCUUUGCCGUCAUCUUGACCGCGCUCAGUUGCCUGCCCCGAGGCCUGGCGUGGUAUAGGGAAUUGCCCACCUGUCUCGACGAGUUUCAGCCGUUUGUCCCCGUCGGGUGCUUUGACAAUGGCGAGCCCGGCGGCCAGGAGGCCUUGUCUAUGAAGACUGAGAUUUCCGUCACCGGCAUGACGACGGAAAUUUGCGUUGCCGAGUGUAAAGGCAAUGGGUUUAGAUAUGCCGGCCUCGCUUGGUACGGAAACUGCUAUUGCGGACAGACGGUCGACACGGCCAUGGUAGACAGCAGCCAGUGCUCGCUGCCCUGCGACGGCAACAAGACGCAAGCCUGCGGUGGUGAUACCCAGGUCAACAUUUACCAAGACCCGACUUUCCUCCCCGUCAACGAGACCACCGUCGACGAGUACGUCGCCCUCGGCUGCUAUACGGACGGCUCCAGCUUGGGCAAGGCCCUCUUUUACCAGCAAAAGAUGGCCGACACGGCAGAUGUCACCACCGAAGCCUGUCUUGGUGCCUGUCUAAAGGGCGGCUUCCCCUUUGCUGGUACCGAAUACGCCCAAGAGUGCUAUUGUGGAGUCGUCCUUGGCAACGAUACUGCUCAGGUGGAUGUUGCCGAGUGUGCCAUGCCCUGCACCGGUAACUCGAGCCAGAUCUGUGGAGGACCAGAUCGCCUGAGCCUUUAUGUUGCCAAGGAUCUCCAGUCGCUAGAGCCCUGUGGCUAUGAACCGCCAGCCAAUUCCUCCUCCACGACGACCAUCAUCUCUAGCACCACUUCUAGCUCUUUGGUUUCAUCCUCGACUUCUACACCUGCAUCUGCGAAUGCCACGUAUUCAUACAGCCAUGUCCCUAGCUCAUCAUUGAGUGUCCCAACUUCAUUGUUUCCCACACGUAGUGCUACUCUCACCACGAGCGUGUCGAGCGGUGUACCAAGUAGUGCGCCGAGCAGUGCGCCGAGCAGUGUACCGAGCAGUAAACCUAGCACUACUACCACCAGCACAACAUCGUCCGCUGCUAUAUGCACAGCCACCACCAUCACUCCGCCGACCUGUGAGUACAGCUGCGGCAAGUGGUGCUCCUCGCCGCUUCCCGACUGGAGCGAUGGCACCGGAUGUCUGACGGCCUGGUCGUCGUGCUCCCUCCAAGUAGCCGCGUGCUUCGCAAAGGCUGGAUGGCCCGACGCCAUGGACUGCUUCAGCUUCUUGGAGUGGUGUGCCGACAUUAGUACAUACUGUGCUAGCAAAGGCGGCAGCAAGUCGGACUGUUUUGCCAAGAAUCCGCCCAAGGGCGGCAAGCCAUCUACCACGUCGACUUCCGUCUAUCCGUGUCCCACCACCACGACGUCUUCAGUGCGCAGCAGCUCGAGCACGACAACCACUACCUCGAGCUACCCCGUCCCCACGCCCACGGGCGGCUGCAAGCAGCCCACCAACAGCAAGUACAGCUACGGCGACGGCGCGCCCGUGGGCGGCAUCGCGCUGCCCGUCAUGACGUGCAACAACCUGCAGUCCGACUACCAGAGCGGCAACGUCUUCAAGCUCUACACGGACUCGGACAGCCGCAAGUGCGCCUCGUACCCGCGGUCCCGGUGCGAGGCGGCCUGCUCCGACGCCUGCCGGGCCCAGUAUGACGACUGCCAGUACACGUACGCCGAGGGCUGUCGCGUCAACGGCUCGGCGGGCGGCAAGAGUUAUGGCGGGUCGGUGGAUCGGUUCACCGAGACUUAUGAGAGUGCCUCGACCCGGUGUACCUAUCAGUACCUGGAUUGCUUGGAUGUGAACCACGGAAUUACUGGAGAUGGCAAGUGUACCAAAUAUGGUGGAGGAUGGUAA